GGAAUGUUUCAAAAGCCUUUCGCCACAUUUUACUGGUGGGAAAACCGAGACUCAUAGUAAUUUAUCCAGGGUCACCCAGCUGGUCAGCUGCUAGACCCAAUUUGAUCUCUGACGGUGAAGUUAGACUUCGUUGCUUUACAGGAUUCUGGGACAGGGCCCUUUCCCCUUACAAGUAAAUUCUUUGGUAUUUUAGAAGACAGUGAAUAACUGAUACUAUGCAUAUAACAAUCGGCAAAGCUCUCGUCCUCAAAAUACAGAAGCCUCUAGUUAAAGGCAGGACAUGUGGCAGUAAAGUAUCGAAAACAAACAACAGAGCAAUAUAUUAAGAACACAAGCACCGAAGUCAGUCAAAACUAGGUUUUAAUCCAUGUUUAGCCACUUAUCAGCUGGGAGACUUUGGGUGGGUUACCUUACGUCUGAGCUUUAGUUUACUUAUUUACAAAAUGAGGGUGCAAUACUGCACACGUCCCAAGAUUCAUAAUGUACAUAAAGCAUUUAGCGCAGUAUCUGACACAAUAAGCACCCAUGAGACUAUCCUAAUAAAUAUCACCACUAGUAAUGGUCAUGUAUAAUGACUAUUUCAUUUACAGAUGACCAUUUAACUCAUACUUCAGUCUUCCAAUCCCAAAUGUAUUAUCUAGAAAAUUGUGGGUGAAGAGGAUCAUUGAGUAUGGCUAAUGGAUCACUAAGCCCUCUGAACUGGGAGCAGGAUCUUAUGGAGGCCAUUUGGAUUCUCAGGAAGACUUCUGAAACUGGAAAGCCAUAGCAUAACUGAAUCAAAAUCGUUGAUUCCAGUAGCUUGGACAUCCCUGACACAGAUGCUUUUGGAAGCACCUGGUAUUUUCUUAUUGGGUCAAAGAAAAAGAUUCUCAACCAUGCCAGAAAUAGAAACACAUGAGAGAGAGACUGAAUUGUUUUCACCACCUUCUGAUGUCCGAGGCAUGACAAAACUUGAUAGAACGGCUUUUAAAAAGACAGUCAACAUUCCAGUGCUUAAAGUGAGGAAAGAAAUAGUCAGUAAAUUGAUGCGAUCCCUAAAAAGGGCAGCAUUGCAGCGCCCAGGCAUAAGACGUGUGAUUGAAGAUCCGGAAGAUAAAGAAAGUAGACUAAUCAUGUUGGAUCCCUAUAAAAUAUUUACUCAUGAUUCCUUUGAGAAAGCAGAACUCAGUGUUUUAGAGCGGCUUAAUGUCAGUCCACAGAUCUCUAAAUACAAUUUGGAACUAACAUAUGAAAACUUUAAGUCAGAAGAAAUCUUGAGAGCUGUGCUUCCUGAAGGUCAAGAUGUAACUUCAGGGUUUAGCAGGAUUGGACAUAUUGCACACCUAAACCUUCGAGAUCAUCAGCUGCCUUUCAAACAUUUAAUUGGCCAGGUUAUGAUUGACAAAAAUCCAGGAAUCACCUCAGCAGUAAAUAAAAUAAAUAAUAUUGACAAUAUGUACCGAAAUUUCCAAAUGGAAGUGCUAUCUGGAGAGCAGAACAUGAUGACAAAGGUUCGAGAAAACAACUACACCUAUGAAUUUGAUUUUUCAAAAGUCUAUUGGAAUCCUCGUCUGUCUACAGAACACAGCCGUAUCACAGAACUUCUCAAACCUGGGGAUGUCCUAUUUGAUGUUUUUGCUGGGGUUGGGCCCUUUGCCAUUCCAGUAGCAAAGAAAAACUGCACUGUAUUUGCCAAUGAUCUCAAUCCUGAAUCUCAUAAAUGGCUGUUGUAUAACUGUAAAUUAAAUAAAGUGGACCAAAAGGUGAAAGUCUUCAACUUGGAUGGGAAAGACUUCCUCCAAGGACCAGUCAAAGAAGAGUUAAUGCAGCUGCUGGGUCUGUCAAAAGAAAGAAAACCCUCUGUGCACGUUGUCAUGAACUUGCCAGCAAAAGCUAUAGAGUUUCUUAGUGCUUUCAAGUGGCUUUUAGAUGGGCAGCCAUGCAGCAGUGAGUUCCUUCCCAUAGUGCAUUGUUAUAGCUUUUCCAAAGAUGCUAACCCUGCUGAGGAUGUUCGGCAAAGGGCUGGAGCUGUGUUAGGCAUUUCUCUGGAGGCAUGCAGUUCAGUUCACCUGGUAAGAAAUGUGGCCCCAAACAAGGAAAUGCUGUGCAUCACCUUUCAGAUUCCUGCCUCUGUACUCUACAAGAACCAGACCAGAAAUCCAGAGAAUCAUGAAGAUCCGCCUCUUAAAAGGCAGAGGACAGCUGAAGCCUUUUCAGACGAAAAAACACAAAUUGCUUCAAACACUUAAUUGGAAAUGUUUUCUCCAUCUCCCUACCAGACUUACAUGUAGUGAAAUAGAAUUUCUAUUAUUUAAUAAAAUUUUAGGGUUCGGUUUUUACUAUUGAA
Molecule: messenger RNA, 2326 nt
Organism: Gorilla gorilla gorilla (western lowland gorilla)
Lineage: Eukaryota; Metazoa; Chordata; Mammalia; Primates; Hominidae
Gene: TRMT5
Product: tRNA methyltransferase 5
Exons: 5
Coding region: 819-2228 (469 amino acids)
Biological process (GO): mitochondrial tRNA methylation; tRNA N1-guanine methylation
Cellular component (GO): mitochondrial matrix; cytoplasm
Molecular function (GO): tRNA (guanine(37)-N1)-methyltransferase activity
Source: RefSeq, a predicted model, not a curated record